AUGUCUGAGUUCUUCAUCCCGCCUAAGGAAAUCUCAUUCCGUCUCAAAAACAAGAAGACGGAGAAGGUUCUUUUCUCCCGAGAGAAGAGCCCAGGCUUUGGCCAUUUCAGCGGCGAUGCCUUUGCUGAUCAAUGGUGGUGUCUUGUACCCGGAGACGGAGAUUACAAAGGACAGUAUCUGGUGAAGAGCAAGUUCACCGAAAACGUUCUGUUCUCCAGAACAGCGAAGAGUCCCAGAGUCGAUCAUCAUGAUGGCAAUGGCAAGUGGGCAGAUCAGUGGUUCAAACUAGAGCCGGGCACGGGAGAUCGCCAGAAUUGGUUCCGGCUUAUGAAUCCUUACAGCAACACAGUUGUGGUUUCUGUCGAUGGAGUCACCAAUGCGAAAGCCGAUGCUGCCACCGACGAUAGCCAGUACUGGUCUUUCGAAUUCGAAGACAUGGAAUUUGUUGGCCUGGACUACGAUAUCAACCAACAGAAGGUUUUGUCUAGCACACCUGCUGUCGUUGGUUCGAAUUCGCAAUCGAACAAUACUGAUUCUGUUCAAACAAUCACGCUCACACUUACCGAGACUACGACCACUACUAGCACCUUCGAGCAUUCAUAUGGUAUAACGAUCACGGGCACUGUAAGCGCCACGUUUGGCUGGCCAAGCGUCAUUGAGGGUAGAGUCGAAAUCUCCGUCGCUCAAACCAAGGAUUUCAAGUGGGGCAAACAGAACACGGAAACCAAAACUGCCACUCUUGAGAUAGCAGCGACGGCCAAACCAUUUUCCAAGGUCACUGCCAUAGCUACAGCAACCAAGUCUGACAUUGAACUUCCAUUUACCAUAACUUGGAAGUCCAAAAAGACCGGUUACGAAGUCAAGUCGAAGGGCGUGUACAAAGGCACGAGCUACUGGAACACUACCACCGACCUCAAGCAGAACCAGGAUGGUGGAAACAGAGAACUAGACCCGGAUGAUGGGUCGGAAGGAUGGGAAAAGGCUGAAGUGAUUUCGCGCACCGAGACUACGGCUACGAACGAGGAACGCAGUCUAGACGACGAAAACCCUGAGGGCAAGAGGAAGGAUUUCGUGAGGAAUGCCCAGGAAGACGAGUGUGAGUUGAGUCAAGAUACCUGGCGCGAAUGA
This is a messenger RNA of Alternaria alternata, 1128 nucleotides long. RefSeq lists its product as hypothetical. The coding region runs from base 1 to 1128 and encodes 375 amino acids. The transcript is spliced from 3 exons. The record is from RefSeq and is a predicted model, not a curated record. NCBI's taxonomy places the organism in Eukaryota, Fungi, Ascomycota, Dothideomycetes, Pleosporales, Pleosporaceae.